Molecule: messenger RNA, 351 nt
Organism: Racocetra persica
Lineage: Eukaryota; Fungi; Glomeromycota; Glomeromycetes; Diversisporales; Gigasporaceae
Source: the annotation of a GenBank genome assembly
CCAAAAAGACGAAAAUAAGUCUGUAAAUAAUCUCGUAAAGGUAAAAUGCUUUUACGGAACGGACGAUGAAGACCCAUUCGAGUGGUUUGCCGAAUUCGAACGAGCCGCUAAGGCUAAUAAUUGGACCGGAGAUCGUCGUUUCCAUAUUGCUUCGGGCUAUCUAAAAGGUAUAGCCGCCGAUUGGUAUUCUGAAAAUGAAAAAGAGAUAAAUGAGUGGAAGACUGAAGACGAAACUGAAGAAAAGAAAAGUGAAAGCUUUUAUCAUCGGUUCGUCCAACAAUUCGCCCCAGAGGAACGUCAACAUCGCUGGGCCAUUGAACUAGGUGCUUUAAAACAACAAGAGUUAGAGAA